Molecule: messenger RNA, 4083 nt
Organism: Cladocopium goreaui
Lineage: Eukaryota; Dinophyceae; Suessiales; Symbiodiniaceae
Source: the annotation of a GenBank genome assembly
AUGCAGUUAGAUGAUGACAGCGCGUGGCAGCCAUUGGUGCAACGGGCAGCUUUGGCCAGACGGACAAAUAACACUGCAGGGUUGUUGGCUGCCCUUGAAGAUAUUUUACAGAACAUGCGAAGCCAGGAGAAGCAUAGAGGAGAGCGAGCAACGCGGACGAAAGAGUUGGAUUCCAGUAUGUCCAAAGAAUUUGGAGUUGAAAGUAUGACCACGUGGUUGUGCCCUCUUCUGUUGCGCUAUGAACUGGCUACUGUAGCUGAAGAGCUAAUUGAGGAGCUAGCUGCUGCCAAAAAAGAAGAGAUUCUCAGCGUUGAGCUCAAGCACUUGGGGUCCAUUCAGCUAUGUACAGCCAAAGAUGUAUCUGACUGGACCAUGGCAGAUGGACGAUUCAUUUGGCACGGUGCCCAUGCAUGUUUGCAGCUCAUCAUGGAUGGACGCUUGAAUAUCAGGGAGCAGCGCGUGUUGGAAUUGGGCUGCGGCUUGGGGAUUGUGGGCCUGGCUUGUGCUAAAGCUGGUGCCAGAGCAGUGACCUUAACAGACUAUGAUCCGGAGCUGCUCAGUGCCUGUUCCCAGAGCAUAGCCUUGAACUGCCUGGAGCAGGUGACCACUUUGAUGUUGGACUGGCAGCAGGUCUCCUGUGGUGGGCCGUUGCCGGACUUGCAGACUGACUUGAUCCUGGGGGCUGACAUUAUCUACGAUGAGGACCAUGCGAAGAGUGUCCUUGGAUCCAUUCGCAGGCUCUUGCGAGAAGGGAUCGGCCAUGAGGGCAUCUUGAUUACAGGCGAGCCUGAGAAGCGUCAAGGUGUUUCUGAACUUGACAAGGCGCUAUGCAUUCCAACGGUUUCAGAAGUCGUGUGCAGCGGAGAGUCUGAAUCAUUGCUGUGGCAAGUCAGCCUGUUGCCGGAUGUGGCAUUGGCCGAGCGCACCGUCAAAGAAGCCAAGAGUGUGGCCAGGAAAGCCCGGCACCUGGAUUCACCUGGUACGCGGUGUGAGAAGUUCGGGUGCAAAUCCCAGCGUUACGAGCAGGCAUGGUCUUCAACAUCCGAAUGGGACUUGGAAGUGCUGUGGCGGCCCUGUGGAACAAGCUCAUGGCCAGAAUGGGCCAACCACAGUGCAGCAACGCAGGGCAAAGCUGUUCUUUGUGAGUAUGGUCCCACCCAGAGGGUCUUGGCCUUUGCCAAAUCAGGUGAUGCCAAACGUGGCUUUCUGCUGUUGACCCGAAGUGGUGAGAUUGGCAUUUACACCCAGCGUGGCUUUCAAACCGCAUCCUUCCCUUGGCAGGAGUUGCGUGUGGAUCGCUGGCAUUCGCUGAGGGCAGUAGGUAGCAAUGGCAGCACCACUUUUUACUGCAAUGGCCAGCAGGUUGCGAAGAUUCCAUCAGAACCUGACAAUCACUGGCCAGAAAGGUUCUGUGGGGACAUCGAUGCUCGUAAUCCACAAGGGGCCGGCUUGGUUCAGUGGAUACGUUUUCAGGUGCAAGAAAAUUCUGGAAGCUGUCAGACAAUGCAACCAAUGGUUUUCCCUGUGGUCCGACGGCCUAAGCUCGACGUCCACAAUCAAGGACUCAAGGCAACAGACCUGACUGCGUUGCAUCGCCAUAAAUCCCGCAGCAUGUGCUCGCGGAGCUUCGUUGUUCAGAAACGAGGGGCCAAGUCUGUGGCCAGAUAUGACUUGGGCGAUUCUCUGGGCAGCGGUUCAUUUGGUGCCGUGAUGAAGGCCACCGAUCGGAUCUCCAACGCCUCUCGUGCCUGGAAGGCUAUGAGGAAGGGAAGCUCUGCUCGGUUCAGCACGGCUUUGAAUUUGUCCUGUUUGUCCCGUGUGUCCCGUGUGUCCCGUGUGUCCCUGUUUAUUCGAAAUUCUUCGAACGGCUGGGCAGGCCGUUUAUUCGAUGUGAUCGAGGACAAUGAGCACUUCUAUUUUGUCAUGGAACUCUGUGAGGGCGGCGACCUGCAGCACUACCUGCAGGAUUGCAAAACGUCUUGCAUAUCCGAGAGUUCAGCCGCAAGCCUUAUCCGACAAAUGUGCUGUGCCAUGCGUUAUAUGCAUGGCCGGUUGAUGGCACAUUCUGACUUUGCUGCCCGAAAUGUUCUUCUAUUCGAGAGUCCUUCAGAUUCUGCGCUUGGGAACUUCACAGCCAAGCUAGCAGACUUUGGAAGUGUCAGACCCGUUCAAGCAGGAGCCAAAGCUGGGCCUCACAAGGGCGACAUGUGGGGCUUGGGUCUCUUGAUGCGAGGAAUGGUUUGCGACAUCACCCGGAUACUUGGAAGUGCACCGGCAAACAAGAACAAAGUGGAUCCAAAUAUUUGGCUGGGCCACUCAGAAGAGGCUCGGUGUUUGUGUGGGCGUCUGUUGCGUAGAGAUCCCGAAGCAAGAUGGACAGCUGAAGAGGCUUUGCAUCACAGCUGGUUCUACUCAGUGGAACUGCCACGGGCUGAAAUCCCAGCUGAUGUGCUGCAACGCUUUCAGCGCUUUAGCUCUGCAAGCGUCCUUGUUCAGAGCAGCCUUCAGGCAGUUGCGGAGCAGGGCCAGGGGAAUGAAGCCCUUUUUGCCGCUUUGGAUCAGAAUUGCGACGGCUACAUUUGCCACAAGGAUCUUUACCUCUGCCUAAGCCAACUUGGGCAAGAUGUUUCGGAAGAAGACCUGCAGAAGUUGGUUCAAAAGGUGGAUCCCGAUGAUGUAGGAGCCAUCGAGCUCAGCUGCUUCAAAGCAAUCAUGCUGAAGGAGAAGCAAGCCGCGAGCAAGCACUGUUCCCUGGCAGCAUUUCGCAUCAUGGACAGAGACAUGGAUGGCAAGAUCACCGCUACAGAUUUGCGAAAGAUCUUCCCCAAAAUGACGGAGACGGAAGCUACGCGCAUGAUUGCAGCUUCAGACCUCCAGGGGAACGGUAUCGACUUGUCUCAAUUUCGAACCAUGCUCCAGCAGUACUUUACCUCAGAAUCUCAGAUAGACUGGCCAAAACCAGCUUCCAAGAGCGAGACGUGGCGGAAAGCAAAGCUCCAAGAACUGGAACCCCAUUACUUCCGAACGGUUGAUGAUGACGAUGAUUCUCACUCAAGCUGUGCCGCUUCCAGUAUUAGCAGCAUUUCCCAAACAUUGUCCCACUUUGAGAGUGGCUCCGACUCUGAAGACUUAGAGGAGGAGGAGGAAGUCCAAAAGGGUGGAUUGCAAUCGGGGUUUUCCGAUCGGCAGCUUCCAGGGGCCCCGAAAGUCAAGUUGGCCAAAGCUGAAAACCUCAGAGUGGAAGCCACUGUCAAGGGUGAUGCUCUCCGAGGCCUGGGUGCCAGCUCGCAAGUUCCUAGCGCCUUGUGUUCUGAAAGGAGGUUGGCUCACAUCUACUUGGAGAAAUCCGACAUGUCUGGUGAGAUUGGAGGCCGUUCAUUCUUGGAUCUGGCCGCUCGUGCUUGCGCCGAUGCAGUGGCUGCAGCAGGUAAAGCCAGGAUGCUCCGCACUUGGGGCCAAGCACUUCUUUUCCGCGGUCGGGCCAUGCUAAGACUGGGACGUCGCACAGAGGCUUGGCGCAGUGGAGUUGAUUCGGCCAACAGAUGCCAGGAAGCAGGCGAUGGACCUGGGCUUUGUCGCGCCUACAUCCUUUGCGGCGAGAUCCGGAUUGAGAAUGGCGAUCUCAGUGGUGCGCAGGAGAUUCUGGAGCAAGCGCAGGACAUUGCCCAAAGAUGCAAUGAGGAGGAACUUGGAAAGCAAGCUGAAGCUCUCCUGGAGCGCACAAAGAUCAAGGCUCCCGUGGCUGUCCAGCAGAUUGAAGAUGAAGUUGCUGUCGCCAAGGAAGAAACCGUGUCUCAAGUGGCAGCUAGCUCAGUGGCAGCAGCACCGGCAAAGAAGGGCUUGGACCCUGUGGUUGUCAGGAAAACAGUCAUGAAGCUUGUGCAAGAUGCAAUUGCAGAUGAUGGUGAAUUGGAAGUGGAUAGCCCAUUCAUGGAAGCUGGUAUGGAUAGUCUUUCCAGCGUCUCUUUGACCAGCAUGUUGGCGAAGGAGUUUGGUAUGGCAAUGAGUCCAUCCCUGGUCUUUGACUUCCCCAACGUCAGAGCUUUGGAGGAGCACCUUAUCCAGGAGUACGAGAACCAGUGA